Messenger RNA from Closterium sp. NIES-65, 1683 nucleotides. NCBI's taxonomy places the organism in Eukaryota, Viridiplantae, Streptophyta, Zygnematophyceae, Desmidiales, Closteriaceae. The record is from the annotation of a GenBank genome assembly.
AUGGGCAAGGCCCAAGGGGGUGCACCCCUCCUUGUCAUGGGGAAGGUGGCUGCACCCCAAGGGGGUCGCACCUCCGUUUCCCACAAUGUCGCACCUCCGUUUCCCCCCAGGUCGCACCUCCGUUUCCCCCCAGGUCGCACCUCCGUUUCCCCCCAGGUCGCACCUCCGUUUCCCCCCAGGUCGCACCUCCGUUUCCCCCCAGGUCGCACCUCCCUUCCCCCCAGGUCGCACCUCCGUUUCCCCCCAGGUCGCACCUCCGUUUCCCCCCAGGUCGCACCUCCGUUUCCCCCCAGGUCGCACCUCCCUUCCCCCCAGGUCGAACCCCCCUUUCCCCCCAGGUCGCACCUCCGUUUCCCCCCAGGUCGCACCUCCCUUUCCCCCCAGGUCGCACCUCCCUUUCACCCCAGGUCGCACCUCCGUUUCCCCCCAGGUCGCACCUCCCUUUCCUACCAGGUCGCACCUCCCUUUCCCCCCAGGUCGUACCUCCGUUUCCCUCCAGGUCACACCUCCCUUGCCUACCAGGUCGCACCUCCCUUUCCCCCCAGGUCGCACCUCCGUUUUCCCCCAGGUCGCACCUCCUCCUCCAAUCUCCCCCCGUCCCUCACCCCCAUCUUCUCAUCCCCCGCAAACCCUCUCUCAGCUCAUUCUAUCUCUUCCCUUCCCUCUCUCCCUUCUUUCCCUCAUGUCUCCCCCGCCUUCCCCCCAUUUCCCCCCUCCAUGCCCUCAUUCCCAUCCUUCCUUCCCCUCAUUUCACUUUUAUCUUCCCCAUUUCCCCACUACUUUCUCUUGGUUUCCCCCCUCCCCCUUUUUGCCACCCGCGCCUGCAGCCUCGUGACCGCCACCGAGCCGCCAGCUGCACGUUUGACGAGGUGCGCGAAAUGUGCCCAUUCACAGGCCAGCGCCUUUCCUCAUCCCUCCGAACCUCUUCCUCUCCGCCCUCCCACCCUUGUCUUUCUCUUCCCCCCCUGUUCUCCUCUCUCUCCACCGUCAUCCUCUCUCCCCCCUGUCCUCCUACCCCCUCCUGUCAUCCUCUCUCCCCCCUGUCCUCCUCCCCCCUCCUGUCAUCCUCUCUCCCUCCUGUCCCCUCCCCACCCCUGCCAUCCUCUCUCCCCCCUGUCCACCUCCCCCCACCUGUCAUCCUCUCUCCCUCCUGUCCUCCUCCCCCCCACUGUCAUCCUCUCUCCCUCCUGUCCUCCUCCCGACCCCUGUCAUCCUCUCUCCCCCCUGUCCUCCUCCGUCCCCUCUGUCCUCUCUCCCCCUGUCCACCCCCUUGCUCCCCUGCCAUCCUCUUCCACUCGCUUUAUUGGCCACUCCUUUUUCCCCCUUUAUCCCCGUUUCCACCAUAGUUUCCCACUCCUUUCCCUCUCCUUCCCACUCCUUCACUCUCCUUCCCAUUCCUUUCCCGCUGCUUUCCUUAUGCCCUGCCAUUGCUCCCCCACUCUCCUCUUUUCCCCUCGUGCUCGGCUGAGUGUGCUGUGCAGGCUGCAGCAGGGCAGCGGGCCACCAUGGAGGGGAGGACAUGGGCUAAGCUUGCUACCACACGCGCCAAUGGGCGCUUGGAUGCUGGGCACUAUGGCACUCUCCAUUCGCCCUGCCACCUCAUGCGCCACUCAUCCACCCCUCCUUCCCUCCUGCUUGGGCCUCCGACUUGCUACUGCAGCUGGGGUGACUGCAGCAGCAUGA